CUGGUGAACCUAAAUCAAGCAACAUCCACAGAAGCUGGAGUGUUUUCUACGGACCAGCAACAACCAGGAAGCGGUGGUCAGCCAACACCGGUGUGGCCUAAUCGAAAGGAACACUACGUUUUGGAAGAUGCUAUUGGUGUAGGUGCCACAGCCACUGUUUAUAAGGCCAUUUGCACACCACGUAAUGAGCGCUGUGCCAUUAAGUGUAUAAAUUUGGAAAAAUGUCAGACAUCGGUGGAUGAGUUAAGCCAUGAGAUUCAGGUUGGUAUUGUAAUUGUUGUGUAUUUAUAA
Molecule: messenger RNA, 291 nt
Organism: Angiostrongylus costaricensis
Lineage: Eukaryota; Metazoa; Nematoda; Chromadorea; Rhabditida; Metastrongylidae
Source: the annotation of a GenBank genome assembly